Megalobrama amblycephala (Wuchang bream) is the source of this 2261-nucleotide messenger RNA. It is a transcript of the gene pof1b, whose product is annotated as POF1B actin binding protein. Lineage: Eukaryota; Metazoa; Chordata; Actinopteri; Cypriniformes; Xenocyprididae. Gene Ontology annotation, cellular component: actin filament; adherens junction; bicellular tight junction. The record is from RefSeq and is a predicted model, not a curated record. Gene Ontology annotation, molecular function: actin filament binding. The coding region runs from base 1 to 1866 and encodes 621 amino acids. Gene Ontology annotation, biological process: epithelial cell morphogenesis; actin filament organization; bicellular tight junction assembly. The transcript is spliced from 14 exons.
AUGGCAUCAUACCAUAAUGCUCAAGUUAAGUUACUAAAGACACGUCCGCUGGCUGAGGGAGGAGUGCUUGAGGAAACACGCCUCUUCUCAUUUAUACAACAUUACUGGAGAGACUUCAGGAGUCGGGCAGCGGCGCGCAUAAGGGCUUCGCAAACUUCCCACAACCAUUUUUUUCAUAUCAGUGAUAUUUCUUUUUUAAUUUUCUGGACUUACACAACUGCAGAAAUGACUCUACCAUACUCCCAAAGCGUGACAACACUUAAAAGCGUGACCGUCGGGGAACCGAGCACACAGACUGUCUUUACAUCCACUCCUGUCGGGUUAAGCGAAGGUUCGACGACUUACCGAACGGUAAACCUCGGUGGAGCUCAGCUGCAGCCAUCAAGUCCUAUCGGGAUAAGCGAUGGUUCGACGACUUACCGAACGGUAAACCUCGGUGGAGCUCAGCUGCAGCCGGUCCAAUACAUUAACAGCCAAAUGGAGGGGAACGUGAUGUACGGGGGCGCGCGUUACCUGGUGCCCGUGCAGCAGCGGCCCGCGGAGUCAUUAGUGUACCUGAGUCAGGCGCAGGCGCCGCGCGUCAUGCAACAAGUGUACUUACAGAACGUUCAGCCCAUGAGCGUUAGCAGCGUCGACGAGACCGACGUCUACAGACAAGUAAACAUAAAUGGACAAACGUCUUUCUACAGCCAGUUAUCCAGUCCAGUCAAGAGCCCUGAACCAUCUGAGUCGGAGUUGGUGGAGAGUUCAAGCAUUCGGGAGGAAGUCGUGGACUUAAGAGAAAUAAAGAAUGGCUUCUCAAGUGAGAUCAAGACCGAGGUAAUCGAGGUGGAACCGGUCGCCAAGCUGGACAACCGCUUCUUUGGUGAGCUUCUUGCCGAGGUUUACCGCAAGAACUCCGAUAUUCACACCUGCAUCUCUGAGCAUGUAGCGAAGAUCCGGGGAAGGAAACACCUUCUGGACCCCACCAUUGACUACAAGGUGGAAAAAGAAGAAAUAGAGAGUCUUAUUCCUAAAGGAGUGUCUGAACUGACUAAGCAACAGAUCCGCUACCUGCUGCAGACUCGUGUGACAGCUGAUAAGACCAUGCGUCUGUUGAUGGCCACGUUCAGCAGUCUGCGAGAGGAGCUAGUGCAUAUGCAGGAGGAUCUGAGGCGUCUGGAGAGUGAGAAGGAGGAGCUGGAGAGAGAUCUAAGCUUUAAGGCAGAUCAGGCUCUGCAAUAUGACAGACUACUGGAGACCGUACGUGAGCACAACAGACAACUGCAGGCGGCUGUGAAGGAAAGUAACAAUGCUCAACGUACUCUAGAAAGUCAGCUAAUGACCUUCCAGAGCAAAGACCCCAGCAAAGACUUCCGUAUCAAAGAACUGGAGGGCAGCAAAAGAGCCCUGGAGCAGGAGAAUGAGCUACUCAGGAAGAAGUUGGCAGGGCAGUGCAGUAGCUCCACCAUCCAAAUCAAAACACAGGAGCUGUCUAGAGAGUACGAACAGAUGCUGAAUGAUCUACGGGAAGAGAAGGACAAAGAACUCAAGAACCUGCGGACUCAGCUUAUAAAAAUCCAGACCGAGCGCACCAUAACACACACCACUGACAGCACCUUGGAACUGCGCAUCACUGAGCUCCUGUCCAAACUGGAGCAACGUGAAAGCGUCAUCAGACACCAGGAGGAGGAGAUCAAGCGACUCAAACAGCAGAAGGUUGACAACUCCAGCAGUACGACGAGGACUGUUGUUACCAAGAGAUACAUGAACCAGUACCCUAUACUGGGUCUGCUGAGUGACGAUUACCAGUACACACCACCCAUUAAAGAGGACAGGACCGUCGUCAUUGAGAGAACAGGAGAGGUCACCACACGACUAAUCUAGAUUGAAUCAACAGGAAGAAGAAGAUUUAGAGGCCUCUGCGUUUUCUCUGUCCAAAUCUUAUUCUCUCCCUCUCUCCCUGCAUGCCGCCCUCUUCCCAGUGGCUCCUAUCGGUGAUGGUGGCGCUGACUUUUAGUGUUUAGGCUUUAGAAUUGGAUAAUGCCGUAUGGAGUAUGAACCAAGAAAAGCAUUUAAUGACACAAAAUCUUCCAGAAACAUAUUGUUUAUUACGAUAUAGCAUGACUACUGAUAUUUGUGUGUCAUCUCUUCAUAUGAUGUACCACAACCUCUAGUCAACACUACUGUAAGGAUGUAAAUAUUUGGAGAGAAAUGACUUGCAAGUAUCAUAAACCAUGACUGGAAUGAAAGUAAAGCAUUGUCAGUAAUGUAAAAGGUGA